CAAUAUUUAGCUUGUAUUUUUUUGUUAACAUAUCUUUCUUGCUGGACACAAGCUUGUAAAUUUAAGUUUUUAAUUGGUCUGGUGAUUGAGGAAAAUAGAAAAAUAAAGUAAGUGUUGUCUGAAAUGCAGCUUUUUCCAGUAACCCUUUUUUCCUGUACCCUCAAUGCAAAAAAUUAAUUAUUUUUAUGUAGCAGUUUUGUGCUUCAGUGCUUUUGCACUUCUCUGGCAGCAAAGGGUUACACAUUGAGUCCCUACCUUUGCAUAAAAAGAGGGAUCAGGACCAGAGGGGAGAACAGAAAACCCAGGUACUGGAACAGGCUUUAAUGGAUGUGAAGAGUCAUGGUAAAGCAGACUAGCAAGUAAAACCCAGGCCCCAAUCAGUUCCUGAGGUGUGUGAGAUGAACUUAUUUACUUGGGUGUCACAGAGACUGCAACACUGGUUCUUUUCUUUGCAUCUCUGAUACACUUCACAGAAAUAGAGUUUCAUAGCCUUUCACACUAUGCAGUUAUUUGCAUUUCUUAUAUGUAUGAAGUGGCAAUUAACUUCAUUUUUCAAAACCUACUGAUUUUCAGAAGGUUGCAGAAAAUGCUGCCCUGUGAUAAUAGCCUCAGCCUUAUAUUAAUGGUGAAUUUUGUAAGUGAACUUUGUUUCCUCCCUGAGUUGGUUUAAUUGUCAGGCUUUCAUACCUCCUACCAGACACAAAAUGGAUUUAUGAGCCUACAACUGAGAAAGUUUUCUCUGCAGGUAAUAGUACCUUGUUUUUUGCCUGGUGGGAAAAAGUGCAGACUAGGGAUUAGAACAGUGGUUGUGGACAAGAGCCCUGCAGUUAAAACUGGUACUUUAAUACUGUGACGAACAAGGAUAGGCUCAAUCAAUUCCAGGAUCUGUGUUUUUUCCUACUGUGACUCUGGAGAUUUUUUUUUGGCUUUCAUGACCAACAAAUGGAGUCCUGCUCUGCAAUAAAAGUAAAAAUGGUGAGGCAGAGCUUUACAAAACCAUGAUCAUUAACUAGAGUGUCUGCACUUCUCCAGUCCUGCCAAUCUGGGUCAUAAUCCCCUAAGUGAAAGUGCAUUUUAAAUAGAAGCUCUCUUUCCUUCACAGCUAAGAACAGAGCUGCCAGCAGUUUACAGAUCAAAAAGUACCAAAAUGUACCUAUCUGUAAGUUGAAAAACAGGCCUUAUGAGUUUGCUGUGUGGUGGGGUCUCACCACAGCUGUUCUGUUGGCAGAAAUUUCAUGUGCUAAAUAAAUGGUGUGGUGCUGGUGUUUUGUAAUUGAAAAGAAGUUAUAGACAUGAAGGUAAAACAGAGUCUCUCUUACAAAUACUUGAUAAAAGCACAGUAUUGGUUCAAAGUCACACUCCAUUGCUUUCUUCAGGUGAAAAAUUGCAACAGUAUGAGUUAAAGAACUCCCAGUUUUGUACUGCUCAUCAUGCUGAAUUUUUGGGCCUGUAGCUGCACCGCUUAUAUGUACAAGCCAUGGAGAAUGUACUACUCGCUUUUAACCAGAUCAUUUUAUCACCUCAUACCCAUACACAUUCACCUACUAAGCACAGUAUAGAUAAAAAUGGAAGUCUGAGAUACAUCAAUAGCAAAGUGCUAAGAUACUGUAAUGUCUUGAGGUUUUUUUGUUUACCCACUCAUUUCAUGUGUUUGGAGUCUGAAAAAAUGUUUACAGAUUUCAUUAUUAAAAAAAAAAAUUGGGGGUGGCAGGAAACAGAGUGAGCAGUCCUAUGGCAGCUGUGUAGAACUGGAAAAGAGACUUGUGAGGGAGUAAAAACUACUAAAGAUCUGGAAAGUCUGGUUCCUCUCAGUUUCUUGUUUGCCUGACAGUUUGAUGGCAAUAUGUUGCACUUUCCCAAAGGGCAACAGGGUCAGCUCUCCACAAGACCUGCUAUAAUGUUGGCAGAGUGGAUGAAAUUAAGAUGAGCAUUUAUGGACAGCUGCUCUUGGUCUUACAAAUACAGGAGACAUCUGUAUUUUGGCUACUUGGCAAAAGAAGAUCCCAGUAUUUUCAAACAAAUGCACAUACCACAAAAAACUUCAUCUUUAGAAUGUUGAAGGGAGGUUUCUAUAUUAGACUUGAAAGGAGUGAAUGCCCCAUCCUCACCUGUUUUUUCUGACUGUGUAGCAAGGUCAUUUUUGUAGAGAGGUAAUGUACACACUCCAGCUGAUGCAGUAAAGAGAAUUAAGAAACCCCCUGUGAGCAAAACCCAGUCUCCAAUAAAAAUAUAUAUUUUAAAAACAGUAGUCAAUUAUUAGCCAAGCUGCUGGAGCAUUAGUACUCUCUAUGAAGUAACCUUUGGCUGAUGGACCUGUCCCCUUUGACAGUGAAGCCUGAAGACACCUCUUCUACCAGCCAAUCCCCUAGCCACUGGGGUUGGAAUCACGGGCAGUCUGCUCACAGAAAAAGCACUCUUCAAGUUCUAGUAUCUCAGGGAGAAGUUUCUUAGGACCAUGGAGCUUCUUGUGAAUGUAAGAAAAUGGAUAGAAGAAAACAAAACCGCCUUUUUGCCACCUGUUUGCAAUAAGCUUAUGCAUCGCUAUCAAUUAAAUGUGAUGUUUGUUGGAGGGCCAAAUGAAAGGAAGGAUUAUCAUAUUGAAGAAGGAGAAGAGCUUUUUUACCAGGUUCAAGGGGAUAUGUGUUUGAAGAUAAUUGAAAAUGGGAAACAAAAAGACGUUGUCAUUCGAGAAGGGGAGAUGUUCCUGCUACCUGCCAGGAUACCUCAUUCUCCUCAGCGAUACGAAAACACUGUGGGUCUUGUGGUUGAGAGGGAAAGAUUAAAAACAGAAAUUGAUGGGCUAAGAUAUUAUGUUGGAGAAUCAACUAAUGUCCUCUUUGAAAAAUGGUUUCACUGUGAAGAUCUUGGCACUCAACUUAUACCAAUAAUUCAAGAGUUUUUCAAUUCAAGGCAAUAUAAAACUGGAAAACCAAACCCAGAUGAACUCCUGAAAGAAACACCUUUCCCACUGAAUUCCACUUCUGUUAUGGAGCCAUUUUCCUUCUCAAGCUGGUUAAAUGAUCAUCGUGGUGAAAUAAAACAAAAGAAAUCCUUGAGUAUGUUUGGAGAUAACUUUGAAACAGAGGUUAUAGCUUACGGACCAGGAACAACUGAGAAAAGUAAAAAGAAUUCGGAUAUCUGGAUAUGGCAGCUGGAGGGCAAAUCGACUGUUGCCGUGGAUGGCAAAACCCUGACUCUCUCUGCUGGUGACAGCCUGCUUGUCCGUGCCCAGUCUACGUACUGCUGGAAUAGAGAAGAGGAAUGCGUUGCUCUCUGCAUCGCUCAGGAUCCAAAACGCAAGCAGCCUUAUAAAUAACUUCUGUGUCAGUUGGCUUGAGGAUAACCAAGUUUUAACCUACCAGUCUUAAUUAUCUUUUACUCAAAAUUCCUGGAAAUUUGAAUACCCUAACACAAUGAUUAAAUGCAGUCAAGUGCUGUGCCAAAUUAAAGCUUUUCCCCCAAGUAGUUAAGUCUUAGCAAAAUUUAUAAUCAGUAUUUUUUUUUUAAGAUCUAGUGGUUUGUUUGAUUUUAUCUAAAGGAAAUGACAACAUAUCCAAGUAGCAGGAUUGCUUAUCUAAUAACACAUGAUACUAUCUACAAGAAAUUAGAGGCUUUGGAAACGUAAGUCUCGGCCACAAGAGGUAGAAAAGGAGAUGGGACAGGUACUAUGAUACUACUUGGGUAACAGUGUUUAUUUCUUUGUAUCAGAUUUGUCAUUUGUAAUAAGCCAGUAGGACCCUAGCUACCCAGCUCAGCUUCCAGUAGGGAAGCUUUAAUUGGCAAUAGUUCAGAGGUCCUCUGAGAUCUUUGGCUAAAAGUUUGCUCAGUUUUUUUAAAGGCCUUAUCUGCUGCACUGCUUGAGAAUCUCAGUGCUUUGUGAAAGAGAGGAAGGCAUAUCAGUAAAAGGGGGAAGCUGUACCUGCAACAACACCAGGCAUCACUUAGACCACUUGCUACAGGUACAAGUUAUUCCCAGUUUCCCAGAUCCAGCACAGCAGUAUCAAUCACAGUGGUCAGCAGUACCCCACACAUGCCAUGCUGGAUGCUGUGUGCAUACUACACUGAACAUAACACUGCAAUGGGACUAAACAGGAGCAACUGGUUCAUGGAUGUGCUCCUGUGUAGCAGAACUCUCAAGUCAAAUUAGCCUUAAGAGGUAUGUUAGGGGAUAAGAGAGCAGAAAAAUUAUUAUAAUCAGUUUCUAUUAACUGCUGUUUCUUUUCAAACAAUAAAGUUUGUUGCAGAAAUAAUACAAAUUACAUUUACAAAUUACAUUUUCCUGCUUUUAUUUCAAGAACUCUGCUGAAAAGUUUUUGUGGGUUUUUUUAUUUAAUUAUUCUUCACAUUGUCAACCUCAGAAAACACGUUGCUUAGAUACCUGCAGGUAUUACCAAUUAAAUAUUUGAGAAACCAAAAGUUACCAUUUCCUGAUUUUAUUUUUUUAAUUCUAAUUAAGUUCAGAAAAAUAAUUGUUUAAUCUAUCACCUACAAAGCUCAUUAAACUAAGACAUCGUAUGUGUUUUA
Messenger RNA from Cyanistes caeruleus (blue tit), 4524 nucleotides. It is a transcript of the gene HAAO, whose product is annotated as 3-hydroxyanthranilate 3,4-dioxygenase. Gene Ontology annotation, molecular function: 3-hydroxyanthranilate 3,4-dioxygenase activity; iron ion binding. Gene Ontology annotation, cellular component: cytoplasm. Gene Ontology annotation, biological process: quinolinate metabolic process; 'de novo' NAD+ biosynthetic process from L-tryptophan. The record is from RefSeq and is a predicted model, not a curated record. Lineage: Eukaryota; Metazoa; Chordata; Aves; Passeriformes; Paridae.